UUUCACCACCACCUCCAGCACUGACGUAAACCUGAUAGGACGCAGCAGCAGGGCGCAGAGACACUGAGACGAAACAACAGGAGAAAAAUCCCACACACAUGCACACGGGCGAAAGAGAUGUACAAUGCGUGUGGGGCAGCUUCAGGUCGACGUGGAUCUAUCCAAGCAACCGUGCGAAGACAUUUCUUCUGAAAUGCCAUGAAACAGUUGCUGGAGAUUUAGAUACAUUCUGCUGCAGACUGCCGCAUUGGCUGGGUGAUGAUAGGAAUCGUAUUCUGCAAUGUGAUGGCUGGUAUAUUGAUCUGAGGUGCAUAUAUCUCCUCAAUGCGCGCUAGUCAGUCGGAUCUCUCAGCGCUGGGUUACAACGACUGUUGUCGAUCCUCUACAUUUUUCAUGUAGGUAUUUCGACCGUGUUACUGAAUUCGCACGAUUCUGGAGGAGGAAAGAUCAACAGCGAGGAUGAUGAUCGGAAGCUAAAAGGCAGGUUGGUGAGCCUGUUCGCCGCACGGAUUUUGCACAGACAUACCCUGCACAUAUUACAAAGGCAGCGGGAGAACAAUGACUCAUUUACAGGCAGGGCUUUCGCCAGAAACUCUGGAGAAAGCUAAACUCGAGCUGAAUGAGAAUCCGGACACCUUACAUCAAGACAUCCAGGAAGUGCGAGAUAUGAUUAUCACCCGACCAGACAUCGGUUUCCUUCGGACUGAUGAUGCUUUCAUCUUAAAGUUUCUCCGAGCCCGAAAGUUCAACCAUUUCGAGGCGUUCCGUCUCCUGGCUCAAUAUUUCGAGUAUCGUCAGCAGAACCUGGACAUGUUCAAGAACUUCAAAGCCACCGACCCAGGGAUCAAACAGGCGCUGAAAGAUGGUUUCCCCGGUGUGCUUUCUAACCUGGAUCAUUAUGGCAGGAAAAUCUUGGUCCUCUUCGCUUCCAACUGGGACCAGAGCAGGUAUACAUUAAUAGAUAUUUUGCGUGCCAUCCUGCUAUCAUUGGAAGCAAUGAUUGAAGACCCAGAACUGCAAGUGAAUGGAUUUAUUUUGAUAAUAGACUGGAGCAACUUUACUUUCAAGCAAGCCUCUAAAUUAACACCGAGUAUGCUCCGAUUAGCCAUUGAGGGAUUACAGGACAGCUUUCCCUCUCGUUUUGGAGGAAUUCAUUUUGUCAAUCAGCCUUGGUAUAUUCAUGCUCUUUAUACUGUCAUUAGGCCCUUCCUGAAAGAGAAGACCAGAAAAAGGAUAUUUAUGCAUGGAAAUAAUCUGAACAGUCUUCAUCAGCUCAUUCAUCCCGAAAUACUGCCUUCAGAAUUUGGAGGAAUGCUGCCACCUUAUGAUAUGGGAACAUGGGCAAGAACUCUGCUGGAACACGAAUAUGAUGAUGACAAUGAAUAUGUUAGUGAUUGCUACAAUAUGUCUUUCAAGGAUGUAGAAAAGACCAUGUCUCCAAAAUCUAUGAAAAGAUCCCAGUCGGUGGUUGAAGCUGGAGUUCUGAAACACAUAGACAAAGAUGAUGAAAAUACCCAGCCUUUGCUUUCCCUGGAUUAGUAUCUUCCAAGCCACAGAGUAAUUAAGAGAGAAUAAAGCACUUCUUCGAGAGGGGAUCUGCACUUAACACAGAGGAUACUGUAUAAACUACAGUGGUAACGUGUCACUUGGUAUGGACAUUGCAAACUAGAAGUAGGCUGUAAUAUUUGCAGAUGCAUCCUCGCCUGCCUGUUUGAAUGGUAGCUGUUGGUAAAUGAUGUCUUUAUUCAACAAGUGGAAGUGCCAACUUUAUUGUAAAUACAUUUUCUUAUCAUCAUUGGAAAGUAUUCAAAAUCCAUUCAGCAGAAUUCAGUAUAAAAUAACUGGAAAUAUUUUCUGAGCCAAGUUUACCAGUUGCACAGCCUGCACCAAGUGCUGUCUGGUUAAUCUUUUACUUUCACCGACCGCCUUUUCCUUCAAAAAAGGUAAUAUUUUGGUUGGAGAAAAGUAGCUUUGUCCCAAGUUUAGGGUUCAGUAUUUCUUGUCAGUUUGAUUGUUUAUGUAGUAAUACUAUAAGAAUAAUACUUGCAUCUGUAUUGCGCUUUAUCGCAAUGACACACCUCAGAACACUCCAUUAAAAACAUUUCUAUCCAUCACACAAUGCAUUAAAAAACAUAUUCUAUGGUAAAUAUGAGCAAGGGGGGAAAUCCAAGCUGAAAACUCUUAUUCUGAAAUGUUCACUUUGGAUAUUUCCGUUGCAGAGUUUUCAGAAUAGAUUCUCACCUUUUCCAAUUUUCACAGAGAAUUACAGAGAAUUUUGCAACACAAAGAUA
This is a messenger RNA of Amblyraja radiata (thorny skate), 2291 nucleotides long. It is a transcript of the gene clvs2, whose product is annotated as clavesin 2. The record is from RefSeq and is a predicted model, not a curated record. Bases 559 to 1539 code for a protein of 326 amino acids. Gene Ontology annotation, cellular component: clathrin-coated vesicle; endosome; trans-Golgi network. The transcript has 5 exons. Gene Ontology annotation, biological process: lysosome organization. NCBI's taxonomy places the organism in Eukaryota, Metazoa, Chordata, Chondrichthyes, Rajiformes, Rajidae. Gene Ontology annotation, molecular function: phosphatidylinositol bisphosphate binding.